AUGAUGGGCCCUGAGGAGUACCGAGAGAGAGGGAAGGAGAUGGUGGAUUACAUCUGCCAUUACCUGAGCACUGUGCGAGAGCGCAGAGUCACUCCAGAUGUGCAGCCUGGAUACCUUAGAGCCCUGAUGCCUGAGAGUGCCCCCGAGGAGCCUGACAACUGGGACAGCAUCUUUGGCGACAUUGAGCGAAUGAUUAUGCCUGGGGUGGUCCACUGGCAGAGCCCGCACAUGCAUGCUUACUUCCCAGCUCUCAACUCUUGGCCUUCGCUGUUGGGAGAUAUGCUGGCCGAUGCCAUCAACUGUUUGGGAUUCACUUGGGCCUCAAGCCCUGCAUGCACAGAGCUGGAGAUGCACGUCAUGGACUGGCUGGCGAAAAUGCUGGGGCUCCCCGAACACUUCCUGCACCACCACCCCAGCAGCCAGGGAGGAGGAGUGUUGCAGAGCACUGUCAGCGAGUCCACCUUAAUUGCCUUGCUGGCUGCAAGGAAGAACAAAAUUCUACAAAUGAAAAGCUCAGAGCCCGAAGCUGAUGAGUCAAUUCUGAAUGCCCGGCUUGUUGCCUACACUUCUGAUCAGGCUCAUUCCUCUGUGGAGAAGGCUGGACUGAUUGCACUUGUGAAGAUGAGGUUUCUGCCCGUGGAUGACAACUUUUCACUCCGAGGAGAGACUCUUCAGAGAGCCAUUGAGGAGGACAAGGCUCGGGGCUUGGUGCCUGUCUUUGUCUGUGCCACACUUGGUACCACUGGAGUCUGUGCAUUCGACUGCCUGGCAGAGCUGGGACCCAUCUGUGCCCGGGAAGGCCUGUGGCUCCACACGGAUGCUGCUUAUGCGGGCUCGGCCUUUCUGUGCCCUGAGUUUCGGGGCUUCCUGGAAGGCAUCGAGUAUGCAGAUUCCUUUGCCUUCAACCCCUCCAAGUGGAUGAUGGUGCACUUUGACUGCACUGGCUUCUGGGUCAAGGACAAGUACAAGCUGCAGCAGACCUUCAGCGUUGACCCCAUUUACCUCAGGCAUGCCAACUCGGGCGUGGCCACCGACUUCAUGCACUGGCAGAUUCCCCUGAGCCGGCGAUUUCGCUCCAUCAAGCUCUGGUUCGUGAUUCGUGCCUUUGGGGUGAAGAACCUGCAAGCACACAUCAGACAUGGCACUGAAAUGGCUCAAUACUUUGAAUCUUUAGUCAGAAAAGAACCUUUCUUUGAAAUUCCUGCCCAAAGGCACCUUGGCCUGGUAGUUUUUCGUCUAAAGGGUCCAAAUUGUCUUACAGAUUGUUUGUUAAAGGAGAUAGUUAAUACUGGCCGUCUCUUCCUCAUCCGAGCCACCAUUCAGAACAAGCUCAUUAUCCGUUUCACUGUGACAUCACAGUUUACUACCAAGGAUGACAUCUUGAGAGACUGGAAUAUCAUUCGAAACGCUGCCUCGCUCGUCCUGAGUCAGCACUGUACCUCCCAGCCAAGCCCACAGGUUGGAAACCUCAUUCCCCCAACCUGGCACCCCAAAGUUCUGACCAACGGAUCCUCCCUUCAGUCUGUCAGUGGGGCAGGAGGUGACCCGGCCCAGGCAGGGAAGAUUAGUCAGCAGCCUGUGGGAAUGGGGCCUGUGAGAAGGGAAAGCAGCAGCCAUCUUGAAACCCAGCUGAAGUCACUGGAUGACUGCUUUUAUGAAGAGGCACCGGAUGACACCAAGCACAAAUUCUCCUCCUUUCUGUUUGGUUAUGUGUCUGUGCAGAACAAGAGGAAGACAGUCCGCUCCCUCAGCUGCAACAGUGUGCCCGUGAGUGCCCAAAGGCCACUGUUCACAGAGGGCUCCUCCGGACUCUUCUCUGGGUUUCCUGAGGAGAUGAUGCUGCUGAAGGAAAGUGCCUUCAAAAAACUAAUCAAGUUCUACAGUGUCCCCAGUUUUCCUGAAUGCAACUCCCAGUGUGGGCUCCAGUUGCCCUGCUGCCCUCUGCAGGCCACGGUGUAG
Molecule: messenger RNA, 1959 nt
Organism: Suncus etruscus (white-toothed pygmy shrew)
Lineage: Eukaryota; Metazoa; Chordata; Mammalia; Eulipotyphla; Soricidae
Gene: HDC
Product: histidine decarboxylase
Exons: 12
Coding region: 1-1959 (652 amino acids)
Biological process (GO): L-histidine catabolic process; histamine biosynthetic process
Molecular function (GO): pyridoxal phosphate binding; histidine decarboxylase activity
Source: RefSeq, a predicted model, not a curated record